Chenopodium quinoa (quinoa) is the source of this 811-nucleotide messenger RNA. RefSeq names its product 40S ribosomal protein S16-like. Lineage: Eukaryota; Viridiplantae; Streptophyta; Magnoliopsida; Caryophyllales; Amaranthaceae. Gene Ontology annotation, cellular component: ribosome; cytosolic small ribosomal subunit. The record is from RefSeq and is a predicted model, not a curated record. Gene Ontology annotation, biological process: translation; maturation of SSU-rRNA from tricistronic rRNA transcript (SSU-rRNA, 5.8S rRNA, LSU-rRNA). The transcript has a single exon. Gene Ontology annotation, molecular function: RNA binding; structural constituent of ribosome. Bases 118 to 564 code for a protein of 148 amino acids.
CUCGCCCUCCUUCAUUUCUCUCUGCCGCACAAACCCCCUGCCUCCAAGGAGAGAGAGAGAGAGAGAGAGAGAGAGAGAGUGAGAGAAGAGAGAGAAAAAAGCUUGAAAUCUCCAACAAUGGCGACUCCAGCCCCAACACCAGUCCACUCAGUGCAAUGCUUCGGUCGCAAGAAGACCGCCGUUGCAGUAACCUACUGCAAAGAAGGCCGAGGUCUAAUCAAGAUCAACGGCACUCCAAUCGAGCUCGUUCAACCCGAGAUUCUCCGUUACAAGGUCUUCGAACCAAUCCUUCUUCUCGGCCGUCAACGCUUCAAUGGCGUCGAUAUGAGGAUCCGCGUCAAAGGAGGAGGUCACACUUCUCAGAUCUACGCUAUUCGUCAGAGUAUUGCUAAGGCUCUUGUUGCUUACAAUCAGAAGUUUGUCGAUGAACAGACUAAGAAGGAGAUCAAGGAUAUUCUUGUCAGGUAUGAUCGUACUUUGCUUGUUGCUGAUCCUCGUCGUUGUGAGCCCAAGAAGUUUGGUGGUCGUGGUGCUCGUGCUAGGUUCCAGAAGUCUUACCGUUGAAGACCUUCAAUGGCGGAGGAGAGAGAAUACCAGAGCUUCUUCCUUUUUUUUAUUUUUGGUUUGGAAUUUCUACCUAUCAUAUUUCUCUGGUUUUAGGUAAUGUUAUGGAUAAUUUUUAUUAUUAGUGGUUUCCUGAUGAUUUUGAGCUCUCUUUUUCGUUAGUUUAAACCCUAAAUUUUGGAUUAGAAAAGUACUUAAAAGUUUCAAUUAAUCGUCGGAUUUUAUAUUUUCAUCAUUUAUAUUGCAA